Messenger RNA from Aspergillus nidulans FGSC A4, 1541 nucleotides. RefSeq names its product histidinol-phosphate transaminase. The record is from RefSeq and is a predicted model, not a curated record. Gene Ontology annotation, molecular function: transferase activity; amino acid transaminase activity; L-histidinol-phosphate:2-oxoglutarate transaminase activity. The transcript has 2 exons. Gene Ontology annotation, biological process: L-histidine biosynthetic process. The coding region runs from base 1 to 1344 and encodes 447 amino acids. NCBI's taxonomy places the organism in Eukaryota, Fungi, Ascomycota, Eurotiomycetes, Eurotiales, Aspergillaceae.
AUGGCUUCACGGACUACGGCUUUCGACCUCUCCAAAUGCGCGCGCAAGAAUAUCCUGAAGUUGCAACCGUACCGUUGCGCUAGAGAGUAUGUUCGUCCCCUAACCCUCCCUCCGCAAUCGGCGCCGAAACUAAUCAAUCGCACCAGUGACUACAAAGACGAUGGGACAAAUGUACUACUUGACGCGAACGAGAAUGCUUAUGGACCGGGUCUUGCACUGAACUCUGGAGGUGCCCUUCAAGAGUCAGCGGCCAAUGGCCACUCGACCGGCUCAUCAAAGCCAGAGAUUGAUCUCUUGGGAUUGAACCGAUACCCUGAUCCCCACCAGCACCCGCUCAAGCAACUCUUCUGCAACAUCCGCAACACCCACACCCACACAGACAAGACCAUCACUCCCGAGAACCUCUUCGUCGGAGUCGGAUCAGACGAAGCCAUUGACGCCCUUCUCCGCGCCUUCUGCGUUCCCGGUAAAGACAAAAUUCUCACCUGCCCUCCCACAUACGGCAUGUACUCCGUCAGCGCGGACGUCAACGACGUUGAGAUUGUCAAGGUCCCGCUAGACACGGACAACGGAUUCGCGCUACAGCCUGAAAAGAUCAACGCCGCGCUCUCUGCCGACCCCACAAUCAAACUUGUUUAUAUCUGCUCGCCCGGGAAUCCCACUGCAACUCUUGUCUCAAAGUCCGACAUCCAGAAAGUGCUAGAACACCCGACGUGGAACGGCGUUGUCGUCCUUGACGAAGCAUACAUUGAUUUCGCCCCAGAGGGAUCCAGUCUUGCAGAAUGGGUGGCUGAGUGGCCAAACCUUGUCGUUAUGCAGACACUCAGCAAGGCAUUCGGCCUUGCUGGAAUCCGAUUAGGCGUUGCAUUCACAAGUCCUGAGAUUGCUACCCUUUUAAACAGUCUAAAAGCACCUUAUAACAUUUCCAGUCCUACUAGCGCACUGGCAAUGGCGGCUCUUGGGAACCCUAAGAACCUUGAGGUCAUGCGAUCGUAUCGCUCCAAGAUUAUUGCUCAGCGCGACCGAAUCCUCAAGGAGCUUCCCUCUAUCCCUGGUAUUGGACGCUUCCGCGGUGGUACUGAGUCGAAUUUCCUUCUUGUCGAGAUCCUCGAUAAGCCCGCGGAUCAAGGCGGGAAGCCCAGCAACCCCGUCGCGCUAGCGACGUACGAGGCUAUGGCUGAGAAACGAGGCGUUGUAGUGCGGUUCCGCGGAAAGGAGUUGGGUUGCGAGGGCUGUUUGAGGAUUACGGUUGGAACAGAAGACGAGGUUACGAGGUUCUUGGAAGAGAUCAGACAUGUUCUCGGUGGAUUGCUUAACGGUAAUGAGAUUGCAUCAAGGAAGUAAGUGCCGAGAAUGAGGUUACCGACUUAGGAUACAUCUUGGAGGUUCAUUAUAGAGUAAAAUAUGGGGACAUAGACUUUUUUCGGCUGCACUUCGAUAUCCAAGAUGGCUAUUCUGCAAAGUCUUUCAUUACUUGUUUCUAUGUGUUCUAAAUCACGCUUCAUCAAAGACUAGUUGCUCGAGUAAGAGCUCAUUCGACA